Punctularia strigosozonata HHB-11173 SS5 is the source of this 5046-nucleotide messenger RNA. RefSeq names its product NAD-specific glutamate dehydrogenase. NCBI's taxonomy places the organism in Eukaryota, Fungi, Basidiomycota, Agaricomycetes, Corticiales, Punctulariaceae. The transcript is spliced from 19 exons. The coding region runs from base 109 to 3219 and encodes 1036 amino acids. Gene Ontology annotation, molecular function: L-glutamate dehydrogenase (NAD+) activity. Gene Ontology annotation, cellular component: mitochondrion. The record is from RefSeq and is a predicted model, not a curated record.
GUGAAAACCCAAUCUCUGAUCCAGUUUCUUUCCCGCUGAGCUCGCCGCCCGAGACCAUCUUCGACGACACCGUAGACGACGACAGCCAGCGAGCAGAACUAUCUUACGAUGAGCAGUAAUAAGUUGGCGGUGCCCGGCCAGCCGAGCUCAUACUCGACCGCCGGCGGCGCGGCCGCGAGCGAUCCGUCGCUGCACCGAAUCAAGAACGAAUCAGGCUACUCGACGCCCGUGUUCAAGGAGAAGGAGGAGCAGCGCGCCAAGGUCCAGGCAAACGUCGCGGCCAAGGGUUUCAUCCCCGCGCCGCUCGUGCCUAACGAAGUCAACUGGUUCUACACCUCGCUCGGCAUCGACGACACCUACUUCUCCAGCACGGCCGUCGAUGUCAUCGCAGACCACAUCAUCGCCCUCUUCGGCGCCAAGGUCCUCGCCUACACCAAGCACGACCCCGGAAAGCUCGUCAUCGACCUCGAAAAAGUCGACGAGCGCGGCGCGACGUUCAUACACACCAGCGCGCCCGGCAAGACGGCCACGGACGGUCCGGGCGCUACCUGUGAAAGCAGGAUCGACGAACUGUACCUCGACGCCUCCACACCAUCCAACGCGUUCCGCCUCGAGACCUUCCGCUCGGCCGGCUCCAUCUCCGCCACGGCCUCCCAACAGCUCCGAUGCUACUUCGUCAACAGGUGUCACUUUCCAUCCUCGGAGACAAAGACGUCGAACGGAAAGACCGAUAUCCGGAGCGUGAGCGACGCCAGCUUCCUCGAGAAGGCGAGCGAGAACACGCUCGAGAUCUACCAGCGCGUUAUGUGGAGCGUGCAAGAACGCUACGGGCCUGUCAUCGAGGUGUUCGAGGUCGAGGGAAGCCGGGAAAGGCGCCUAGUUAUCGGAUACAAAAUGGGCGCCACGAAGGGAUUCUUCAGCGCCCUAUCGAACCUCUACCACUUCUACGAUCUCUACUCAGUGAGGAAAUACGUUGAGCAAUUUUCGAAUGGGAUUACCAUCAUCUCGCUCUACCUCAACCCUCUGCCUGAUACCCAAGCACCGCCGAUCGAGCACUCGAUCUUCCAGGUCAUGAAGGAGGCCAGCCUGCUCUACUGCCUCCCAGACAACCCCUUCUUCAAAGUCGACGAGGAAACCGGAGUCGGCAAACCGGUCCAAGAAGCCACCUACGCUUACUGCGGCUGGAUAUUCGCGCAGCACUUCUGCAACCGGCUCGGCCCCUCUUACCUCGCGCUGAAGAACAUUCUGAACGAGGCCGACCCGGCGCACGCCGAGGUGCUGAACGCGAUCAAGCGCCGGUUCAGGGAGGAGACGUUUACGCGCGAGAGCAUCGCGCAGGUUAUCCACGCCCACGCGGACCUCAUCCGGCAGCUUUACGUCAACUUUGCCAUGACGCAUUACCCCCAGGCGGAGGAAGCGCAGAUGAUGCCGACGCUGUCGUACCAGCGGCUGCAGACCGUCCAGGUGCUCUCGGACGAACAGCUGUACGACAAAAUCCGCCGCACGGUGCCGAACAAGAACGACCUCCAAGUUCUCGAAGCCUUCCUCAUCUUCAACAAACACAUCCUCAAAACGAACUUUUACCAGCCGACCAAGGUCGCGCUCUCGUUCCGGCUCGCGCCGACGUUCCUCCCGUCGGUCGAGUACCCGAAGACGCCGUUCGGCAUGUUCUUCGUGAUCGGGAACGAGUUCCGCGGCUUCCACCUGCGGUUCAAGGACGUCGCGCGGGGCGGCAUCCGGAUCGUGCGCAGUCGGAACAAGGAGAACUACUCGAUCAACCAGAGGAUGUUGUUCGACGAGAACUACGGCCUCGCGAGCACGCAGAAUCUGAAGAACAAGGAUAUCCCGGAAGGAGGUGCCAAAGGGACGAUUCUCCCCUCGCUCGGUGCGGACCCGAGGUUAUGCUUCGAAAAAUAUGUCGACGCUAUCGUCGACUUGCUCAUCCCUGGCCAAACGCCUGGCAUCAAGGAGCGCCUCGUCGACCUGUACGGAAAGCCGGAAAUCCUCUUCUUCGGACCCGACGAGGGCACCGCCGACAUGAUGGACUGGGCUGCUCUGCACGCUCGCUCGCGCGGCGCGGAGACCUGGUGGAAGUCCUUCACGACCGGCAAGUCCGCGGAGACGCUUGGUGGCGUGCCCCACGACACGUAUGGCAUGACCUCGCUGUCGAUCCGGCAGUACGUGCUGGGCAUCUACAAGCAGCUCGGCUUGAAGGAGAGCGAGAUCACAAAGGUGCAGACGGGCGGGCCGGACGGCGACCUUGGUUCCAAUGAGAUCUUGCUGAGCUCGGACAAGACGGUGGCGAUCAUCGACGGGUCCGGUGUUCUUGCCGAUCCGGUUGGCAUCGACCGCGAGGAGCUCGUCCGGCUCGCGAAGCUGCGCAAGCCCGUCGCGUUCUUCGACACGUCCAAGCUGAGCAGCCAGGGGUACCUCGUGAAGGUCGAAGAGCACGAUGUCAAGCUGCCCUCUGGCGAAGUCAUCGUGGACGGCACGGACUUCCGCAACACCGCACACCUUAGGUUCAAGGCCGACCUGUUGGUGCCGUGCGGUGGCCGUCCCGAGGCGGUGAACAUCUCGAACGUGGCGGCGCUGGUGGACUCGGAGGGCAAGCCGCACUUCAAGUACAUCGUCGAGGGCGCGAAUCUGUUCCUGACCCAGCAAGCCCGGCUUUACCUCGAAAAGCGCAAGGUCAUCCUCUUCAAGGACUCGAGCGCCAACAAGGGCGGCGUGACGAGCUCGUCGCUCGAAGUCCUCGCCGGCCUCGCGCUCUCGACGGACGAAUACGUGAACCUGAUGAUCUUCAAGGACGGCGAGCCCUCGGCCUUCUACCAGAGCUACGUGAAGGACAUCCAGGCGAAGAUCGCCGAGAACGCGGCGGCCGAGUUUUCGUGCAUCUGGAAGGAGCACGCGCGGCUCGGCGGGUCCAAGCCGCGGACGCUCAUCUCGGACGAGCUGUCGAGCAGGCUGAACGAGCUGACGGACGAGCUCGAGGGCUCGGACCUGUUCGAGGACGCGCCGAGCCGGCGCGGGGUCAUGCGCCGCGCGAUACCGAAGACGCUCGUGGACGAGGUCGGGCUCGAGACGCUGCUGAGGCGGCUGCCGGAGCCGUACCAGCGCGCGCUGUUCUCGAGCUGGGUCGCGAGCCAUUUUAUAUACAAGUACGGCGUGAACGGCUCGAGCGUCGACUUUUUCCAUUUCGCGCGCGAUCUGGCCAACUGAUUCGUCCGACGGAACGGGGGAAAAAAAGGGAGGGGGUGGGGGAGAAAGGAGGAGAGAAAGGAGGAGAGAAAGGAGGAGGAAGAACGUCGUCGUCGCUAUCGCAUUCGCAUUGUAUUUCAAGAGUAGGACGAAUCCUGGACUCGGUCGGGUUCCAAACUGUACUGGAUCUGGACAAACAUCUAAUUUACGUGUACACAUUGAAUUUUUAUUUUUCUUCUUCUUUCCGGCCCGUGCAAACGUACAAUCACAAGAGAAGGGGGGGGGGGGAAGCGAGGACCAAAGGCGGGUGAAAUCUAUGGAGGGAUGCUAUUUUUUUUUCCUUUGACGCAGCGGUAUUUAUAUUACCCACGAAGGCGAAACUUUGCUCAAUCGAGAGAGGCGAGGCCGUCCCGGAUGUACUCCUCGUACAAGCUCUUGUACGUCGGGUGCCAGCGACUGAGCGCGGGCCUGCUCUCCGUGAUAUCUCCGGCGCUCCACAUGAUGCGGAGAUGGUCGAGCGCGGGCCGGGUCUCGUUGUCCGGGCAGAGGAUGUAGAACUCGCCGACGCGGACGCGGUCGAGCAUGUAGAGCACCGUCUCUUCCGGCGACCAGGCGCCGUCGGGUUUGGGCCGGUGGUCGGGCGCGGUGUCGCCCUGCGCGGAGCCGUAGCCGGUGUGCGUCCAGCCGGGGAUGAGCAGGUGGGCGGUCAGGUUCUGGGCGGGCAGGUCGCGCAGUUCGGCGGCGAGCCCUUCGGUGAGGGAUUUGAUCGCGGCCUUGGAGGCGUUGUAGGCCGCGUUACCCGGAGGGUUGGUGAUGCCUUGCUUGGAUCCGGUGUUGAUGAUCACGGACUGGUUCUCUUGGUGGAGCAUCAACUGUGUUGAGGAAGCGCGGGCGGCGAGCGUAAGUGGGGGCGCACCCGUGCUGUACACUACUAAACUAUAGGGAGCGAGACGAUUACGCACGGGCACGAACGUCUGCUGGACGUUGACGAUCCCGAACACGUUGAUAUCGAACACCUUGUGCCAGACGUCGAGGCCGUCCCACGACGUGCCCUUCUUGCCGUCGAUCGUGCCCAGGCCGGCGUUGUUGAACAGCACCGCGACCUACAACGGCGUUGAACCGCAUUUCGCCCGUUUCGCAUUGUCCCCCGGAAUGAAGGAGGAGGAGGGAUGCGAGAUCACGCGAUCGCACGCAUGGUGGCCGGUCCGCGGGCGAGCGAGCGAGAGAGACACACACAGAGGGCAGGGGGGCAAGGGGAAGGGGGGGGAGAGGGUGGUGUCACGGGCGUGCGCGCCGGGCGGUGCGGAACGGGAAAGAGAGCGCUGCUCACCUCGCCCCAGGUCUCGUACACGCGCUCCUUCAGGCGUACGACGUCUUCGAGCUUGCUCACGUCGGUCGGGACGACGAUGUGGCCCGGGCCCGGCGCGGCGUGCGGCGGGAGCGUCUUCUGGAUCGCGGCGACCUCCGCCGCGACGAACUCGAGCCCGGCCGCGUUCACGUCCGCGAGCGCGACCUUCAUCCCGAGCUUGGCUAUCUCUUUCGCGGCGGCGCGUCCGAUCCCGCUGGCGGCGCCGGUGACGACCGCGACGCGGCCGGUGUGGAACACGGGGUGCAUCGUCUCGUCGAGGGGCGAGAGGGCGUCUUCGGGGCGGAAGGACGUCGCCGCCGUGAAUGGCGGGCGCAGCGGGCUCGGUCCACGGCUUCCCAUUGGCAUCGUCGGAAUUUAGCGGGGGGCAGGGCUAGGAAGGCGAGACUGGGCGGGAGGCGACGAAAGGUCGGUCGAGUUUCCACGGCGAUGGCAGAACAGAUACGGAUGUAUAUCUGGACGAUCGGGAUCCAGGAGAGUAC